AUGCGACGGCUCCUUGAGAUAAUCGCACAAGGGCGCGCUCGCGAUCGAAAAAGUCAUCCUAGUCCCCGGCGUAUUCGCAAUGAGGCAGAGACCGGAUUGAAGAUAAUUUACAAAGGCACGGACUGUUCUGUUGAUAUCGUGGCCAUCCACGGCGAUGGUGGUCAUUACAUAGACUCAUGGACACAUCCCGACGGUCAAAUAUUUUGGCUGCGAGAUUUGCUUCCGGGUAUCAUUCCUCAGUCGAGGGUUCUUUCCUUUGGAUACUCGGCGUCAAAAUCGGAAUUCGUACCGGCUGAAGAGAUUUGUCGGGGGUUGUUGAAAGGGAUCUCGGAAGUAAGGCAAGAUCCGUCAAUUGCUAGGCAGAGGCCUAUCAUCUUUCUGGCGCAUAGCUUUGGGGUUCUCUUACUGAAAGCGACUCUUGCAAUGUCAUCUUCGGAAUUUAACAGCAUAAUACCCUCAACUCGCGGUAUAAUAUUCUUUGGAUCGCCUCCAAAUAUUGGCCAUAGUCUUCAAACUCUUAUGUCCUCGUUUCCCUUAACUACAGACGUGAUGUCAGAGCCUGCUGCUGGCUUGACUGCCAUGAAGGAGGACUUGACAUGGCUGCAAGAUGCAGAGUCUCGCUAUAAUGAGUUGGAGAAGAAAGGAGAGUUUGAAGUGACUUAUUUUCUUGAAAGUUCUGGCGAGCGACACGAAGCCCCCGAGGCUGAGCAAAAGAAGUAUACACGGAUGCGAAAGAGUCAUGGAAUGAUGAUUAGAUUUUCUGGUGCUGAUGAUGAGGAUUUUUAUCUGGUGAAGGAGCGCAUUCAACAGAUGGUGACAAAUGAAAAUCUGGCUUAG
This is a messenger RNA of Talaromyces marneffei, 837 nucleotides long. RefSeq lists its product as uncharacterized. The transcript is spliced from 4 exons. NCBI's taxonomy places the organism in Eukaryota, Fungi, Ascomycota, Eurotiomycetes, Eurotiales, Trichocomaceae. The record is from RefSeq and is a predicted model, not a curated record. The coding region runs from base 1 to 837 and encodes 278 amino acids.